This is a messenger RNA of Mucor velutinosus, 2109 nucleotides long. It is a transcript of the gene OGG1, whose product is annotated as 8-oxoguanine glycosylase ogg1. Gene Ontology annotation, cellular component: P-body. Lineage: Eukaryota; Fungi; Mucoromycota; Mucoromycetes; Mucorales; Mucoraceae. Gene Ontology annotation, biological process: regulation of mRNA stability; nuclear-transcribed mRNA poly(A) tail shortening. The coding region runs from base 1 to 2109 and encodes 702 amino acids. Gene Ontology annotation, molecular function: protein binding; mRNA binding. The record is from RefSeq and is a predicted model, not a curated record. The transcript is spliced from 5 exons.
AUGUCUUCUUUUCAAAGGAGAUUUGCAUCUCUUUUGAGUACUGAUAAUUCGUCACCUUCCACUACUACAACAACAACAGCAGCAGCAGCAGCAGCCACAUCCACCAAGAUACAAUCACCCACAUCAGCUUCACCUGCAACAGCAAACAACUUGACACCAGACAUGGCUUUGUUCAACUCACCCAACAUGGGUAGCAAUAUUCGUCUUUCGCCUGCAGAUCGACAACAUCAUCAAAGGCCUGUAUCCGAGGUCUUAAAGCCUGAGAGUUUCAUUUCUCCUGAAGCCCAAGUGCUUGAUAAAUGGUUUGAAGACUUGCAGCAAUAUGAAAGCAGCCUGGAAUCCAUGGCGACAGCUAGUCUAGACCCCAAGUAUAAAGAAGAAGUGCAACAUGUUGAUCAGUGGUUUCGGUACCUGAAUGAAGCGGAGCGUACCGCAACAAUUUACACUCUUUUGCAGCAUUCAACUCAGGUCCAGAUUAGGUUCUUUAUCACUGUGUUGCAACAGAUGGAUAGAAAGGACCCAGUAGGUGCAUUGUUAUCACCAACACAUCCAGAGAAAGUGGACAUGCAAGCACAGCUCACAGGAGCUAUGAAGAAGGCUGAAUUGGAAGCCAGUCAGAAACUACUUUCUGUAUUACCCUAUCAAACAGGCCAAGUUAUUGCGAGACCUAAUGCCAAUGCGAUUAGACGGCAACACAUUGAUAGGCACUCAUUUGCUCUAGGCGAUACAGAGGAAUACGAUCAUCUAUUUUCUAGAGUCCCUGGCGAUUAUUCUUUGAGAAACAGCUAUGCUAGUCAGCAACAGCAGCAGCAGCAGCAGCAGCAGCAGCAUAGAGGCAUGUUUGAUCAUCCCAUCAACACGCGACCUAAAUCUGUUAUCGAAGGCAAUGCGUCCAUUUUCUCCAAUGACUGGUCUUAUGGAGGCUUCGGCCAGCACCAUCAGCAGCAGCCUCAGCAGCAGCAAAGACCCAAUGCUACUGUAGGCGCUAAUCGACCCAAAUCAGCUGAUAUUUCCAACUGGUCGUAUGGAUUGACAUCCUCAGUUAGUUCGAAAAGUGUGCGUGAUGGUAGUAAAGACUCGUUGGUGUCUCCUUGGUCAGGUCUCUCUCCUACUGUAAAUACGUUUCGAGAGCAGCAACAGCAACAACAAUCACAACAGCAAAAUGAAGUGGAUCAGCAGUUGUCCAUGAUGGCCAACAAGUGGAAUUUAGGCGGAGGAGGAGGAGGAGGAGGAAAUGGCAGUAAUAACAGAUCCUCGAUCAUUUUGAAUGAUGAUACCAACGGAUUCAAAAGACGUGCAACUGCCAUGAGCAUACCUGAAACAGCAGACGAGCAGUAUCAUGUGCAAUCACCACCUGCCACGCCUGCACCUGUUGUGAAUAAUCCCACUACCGCCAAUAUUGUCCUGUCCUUGUACGAUGAAUCUGUCAGCACACCGUCUACUUCGACUCAACUAUUCGGCCAUAAUGAAAAGAGAGACUCAUUUUAUAAGACAGGCGAAUCAUCGCCUGUGCCUUCGCAAUCUACAUCGAUGAAUUUGUUUAGCAUGUCCACCAAUACACGUUCUAGUACUCAUCCCGUGCCAAAGCAGCAACAACAACAACAACAUACAUUUGGCCAAUUUUUGAACCCCAAUGAUCGUAUCAAUACCAACGAGUCAGUGGAAACUGGAUAUUACAGUGACCAUAGUGAUACAUCGAAUCGAAGCAAUGGAUCUAAAUCUUACUAUAACAACAACAGCAACAAGAAAAAGGUACAUUAUGCAGGAAAUAAUGUCGCUCAUAAUGGAGGGUAUUACAACAGCAACGCAUUGCGAAAUGGUGGUGGUGGUGGUGGCAAUCAUACUCCUGCUGCAACAACAAAGGAGAGCAAAAAGAAUGUCGAUGCUAUUGACAUGGACUUGCUAGAAGAUAUUCCUGCUUGGCUUAGGAGUCUUCGUUUACAUAAAUACAAUCCUAUUUUUGAGAGCAUGAAAUGGCAAGACAUGCUGAAAAUGGAUGAUGAAGCUCUUUUGAAUAAGGGGGUGGCAGCUUUAGGCGCUAGACGCAAGUUGUUGAAGGUCUUUGAUCAGGUGAAAGCUCAUUGUGCAGCACAAAACAUCACAUAUUAA